This is a messenger RNA of Gryllus bimaculatus (two-spotted cricket), 2568 nucleotides long. The record is from the annotation of a GenBank genome assembly. NCBI's taxonomy places the organism in Eukaryota, Metazoa, Arthropoda, Insecta, Orthoptera, Gryllidae.
GCAGAGUUACGCGCGCACUGUGUUCUAUUUAUCACUGGUUUCAGAGCUGCGCGAUUCACAGUACUACACGGUACGUUCUUCGAAACACUAAGGUGCAGUAGAGGGUGUCUAAACAAUCGAGCAUAUGGAUUCUAAUUGCAGAUUGAUGAUUUUCAUUUUGGGACUUUUUACAAUAUCAUGGUCUACACGCACCGCUUCGGGAGGAAAGGCUGUUGAGAUGUGCAAGGAGUACGGUGAGUUCGUGUUCGCGGAGGAGGCGGCGCCGGUGUUGCUGCCCGGGGCGAAGGUGGACAAGACGUCGCAGUGCGGCAUCGUCGAGGUGCCGCUAAUCGUCGGCGGGGAGAAGGCCGGUACCAAGGAGUUUCCGCACAUGGUAGCGCUGGGCUACGGCGGCGCGAAGGCGGACGGCGCCAAGUGGAUGUGCGGCGGCUCCCUCGUCAGCGAGCGCUUCGUGCUGACGGCGGCGCACUGCCUUCGGAGCCGAGACCUGGGCGAGGUGAAAUGGGCGCGCACGGGAGGCACCAACCUGGACGAUGCGGGCGACGACCCGGGCAACCCUCAGGUGUUUUCGGUGGCGGAGCGCAAGGUCCAUCCAGACUACUCGCCGCCCGCCAACUACCACGACAUCGCGCUCAUCAGGCUGGACCGCGAUGCCGCCUUCGACGCCUACACGCGCCCCGCCUGCCUCAACACCGAGGCCGAGCUCCGGGUGAAGACGGCCAUCGCCACCGGCUACGGGCGCCUCGGAUACGAGACGGACCAGACGAGUCGUGACCUGCUGAAGGUGAACCUGCACUUGGUGGCGAGCGCCGCCUGCAACGAGUCCUUUAAGUUCGACGUGAACGGCAAGUCGCUGCCCAGAGGCAUUGCGGGCAGCCAGAUGUGCGCGGGCGAGUCGGCGGGCGGCAAGGACACCUGUCAGGGGGACUCCGGCGGGCCGCUGCAGACGGUGCUGGAGGAGCCGUACUGUAUGUACUCGCUGAUCGGCGUCACAUCCUUCGGCAAGUUCUGCGGCAUGGCGAACUCGCCGGCCGUGUACUCGCGAGUUUCCCACUACGUGCCUUGGAUCGAGAGCGUCGUUUGGCCCUAGCCCUGGGCGCAAGCCACUUGUCUGGAGCAAGGACUUGCUUCGGACGGCAUGGGACCAACUUUUUUGUAACAAUUUGUACUGUGAAACACGGCGAGACUCUUAAUAAAAACAGCGAAUAGGUGAAAGUAGUAGACGAAGAGGAGGGUUCAUACCUAAAUGUCGAACUUCCAUAAAACUAUUUCAAUUCUUCGAUUGAAAAACAAAUCAGCUGUACAACAUUAAUAUGCUUACAUUGUUUCGCAAGAACAUGGCGUGAGUGUUUUACUUCUUUAAGUCUCGGCAACAGAAGCUCUGCAGAAAGAAUGGGAGCAGUAAUGUAUUUUCAGCGUAAUUGUGCUACUUAACUAUUAUAUAGAAUGUGUAAAACAGCGCCUGAAUUCUGAUUUUUACGCCAGUCAUACACGUAUGAUUGACGAAAUCUUGUCAAAAUUCAUUUAUAAAUGAGACAUUUAUUUGCUCAACUAUUUAUAUAUCUAAAAUUUAAAUAUAUAAAAAUCCGAGCAAACAAAUUACUCAUUCAUAAAUUAAUUUUGAAAUUUGAAUAAGUUCAAUUUUCCAGUAAUUGUUUUUAUGAUUCGAAGGAAUCCAUGAAUUAAAUAAUCUGAAGAUAUUAAAAAAAAAUUGUACACUACAAAAUUAGUGUAUAAAGCAAUCAGACGAUCGUACUAAACUUCAAUACUUCUGGUUUGCUUAACAAAUCUCUUAUUAACCCUUUGAAGCUACCAGAAUUAAGAAAUAUGAUUUCUCGAAUAUAAUAAAUAUGAUCUAGAACCUUUGUAGAUAUUAUUUGAGAAUUAAGUUAUUGGCAAAAUUUGCUUGAGUCAGUGAAUGAUAAUUUUCUCUCACCAUCAUGGGCAUUUCAGACACGGAAGCCAAGAAGACGUGAUCAAAGUACUCGCAGACGCUUUUAAGAUUUUUCCGAGUUCUAUCAUAAUAAUAUUCACACCCGAAAUGUAAAAUAUGUAUUAUAUUUUACUACAUAUAUUGGCAUCUUUGUGUUUCCAUCAGCUCGUUCGUUCACUUUGAAGAGAUCUAAGCAUUUUCAACCAAAGUUAAAUUUUCAGGUUUAAAGAUUGAAGAAAAGUGGAAUGUCGUAAACUUGCUCGUUAAGUUUUUGAAAUAAAGCUUACUGCUUGCAGUUAUCACUAUAGGAAAGUAAGAAUAGGAGCGACAUAGAAAGCUUAUCUUGCGGGAGCAAAAGGUGACGGACGAGGCUUUUUUGAAGAAACAAAAACAAAACACUAGAGACUGCAUUUAUGUGGCAUAUGCAUCUAAAAAGCUCCAAUAUGUGAUUUGAUGGGAACAUAAAUUAAGGAAAGGAAAUUGCUGUGGGAGGUACAAUGAUUUACAACCAUAUUUCCAUAAGUCUGCCAUGAUUAACCAACAACAAUGUAGAGAAGAAUAUCAGUAUUGUAGAAAUUAAUUAUUAAGCAUCCAAAUAUUAUUUAAAAUGUAAAUAAAUUGUACAGUUUUUCCAG